AUGACGAGUAACGCGCCAUCAUCGUCGUCGACGAAACCACCACGGCCUAGGUCUCCGCAUUUUCCGCCCCACAAUGCUCCGCGCGUCUGGUUCAUUACUAGAGGAGCGUCGCCUAUAGCUAUUGCAUUAGCACGACAAGUGCUUGAGCAUGGCGAUUACGUUGUCGCAGGCGUUAUGCCGAUUGAAUUUGAGAAGAGAGAAGGCCAAAGUGAAGACUUUCGAACGUUUCUUGAAGAUGUGAAGCAGACCGACCGGUGGCGGGAGCAUCUGAGAGUAGUCGGAUUGGACAGCAGGGUAGUUGGUCAAUGCCAAGCAGCGGUUGCUGAGGCUGUUGAAGCAUUCGGGCGAAUCGACGUUUUGCUAUGCGCGGCGAGCGAAGCCGUGAUCGGUUCGGUUGAAGAACUCGCUCAAACUAGCCGAACAAGAAGCCUGGUCGAUGAGAUCUUCGAGAUCAACUUCUUCGCAAACGUCAACAUCAUCAAAGCCGUACUUCCAAUCAUGCGCGAGCGAAAGAACGGACACAUCAUUGUCAUAACAGGAAUUACUGGUCAUCUCGGAACCCCAGGCCUAGGGAUGUACUGCUCCUCACAAUGGGCAGUCGAAGGAUACUGUGACAGCCUCGCCUACGAAAUCGCCCCCUUCAACGUGAAAAUGUCCCUAGUCCAAGCCAACAUGGAAGUCAACGUUCUCACGAACCGGAUAACAUCCGUUCCGCCCAUGUCCGAAUACCUCCAAGGCGAGAACCCCGCGCCCCUAGCCCGGGAAAUCUUCUCUGGCCUUCUCGACAAGCUAGAAAGAAUCGACAACCCCACAGCCCAUCCUGUGUUCGACGAAAACGCCACCAAGUCGCCUGGAGACGAAAGUGUCGUUUCGGACGCUAACCCGGAUGCGGAACCGACCAUGGGUGAUUUACUGAGCUCAGAUACGGUGACGAGUUUGUAUGCGCCGCUACCAGUGGCGGUGAAGAGUGAUUUGAUUGCGGAGACAGUACAUGCGCUUACGGCUAUUGGCGGGCACGAUAAUCCUCCUGCACGCCAUAUCGUGGGAUCAGAAGGUGUCACCGCUGUGAAGGAGAAGCUGAAGACUACGAGUGAAGAGUUGGAGGAUUUUAUUGAAGUUAGUGGCGCUGUGGACAUUAUGCACAGGGACGGUGAGGCGAUGAUGGGUAUAGGCAUGGAUCAUGUGAUGAUGUAA
Molecule: messenger RNA, 1194 nt
Organism: Alternaria atra
Lineage: Eukaryota; Fungi; Ascomycota; Dothideomycetes; Pleosporales; Pleosporaceae
Exons: 3
Coding region: 1-1194 (397 amino acids)
Source: RefSeq, a predicted model, not a curated record